AUGUCAUCAUCAGCUUCAUCAAAAUCAUUGGGUAAAAAAUAUAAACAUGGUCCAAACAAGAAAACUAAAGUAGCAAAAGUAUUCCCAAAACAUGUAAAUACACCAGCAGGUACAGAUGACGCAAGAGUUAACUUUUUCUUCAAGUCAGCACGUGGUUUAGAACAAGGAGAAUUGAAUCAACUUUUACAAGCAUCUUGGGAAGUAUCACCAUUGGAUACCUUGAAAUUAGUAUUCCAAUUACGUGAUUGUCGUGGUGGUAAAGGUGAACGUACCCUUUUCCAACAAAGUUUGGUAUGGAUGAAUGGUGUAUCACCAAGCACUGUUGAGAAAAACUUUAAACAUGUACCAGAAUUUGGAUCAUGGAAAGAUGUCGUCCAAUUAAUUGGUACCACCGUUGAGCCAUUAGCAUUGGAGUCAAUUACCACCCAAUUGAAAAAAGAUGUUGAAAGUUUAUCAAAGGAUCAAGAGAAGGCCAAGAUUUCAUUAGCUGCAAAAUGGGCACCAACUGAAGGUCACUCUGAUCCAACCUCAUCAAAAGCCUGUAAAAAGAUUGCCCUCUUACUUUCUGCCAAUAAAUCCACCGCCAAGAAAGACUAUAGAAAGAAUUAUUUAGUACCAUUAAGAAAACAUCUCGAUGUUGUAGAACGUAAAAUGUCUGCCAACCAAUGGAAUGAAAUUAGUUACUCAAAGGUACCAUCACGUUGUAUGAAAUUACAACGUAAAGCUUUCGAACGUCAUGAACCAAGUUUAUUCGCUGAAUAUAUCGAAUCCUUAAAGAAGGGUGAAACCAAAGUAAACGCUAAACAAUUGUUCCCACACGAGAUCGUUAAGGAAUAUCUCAAAGGUAUUGCAAAGGAUGACAUCCUCGAAGAGCAAUGGAAAGUAUUGGAACAAGAAGUUAGAAAAUUAGGUUCCCUCAAGGAUGCUCUCGUCCUCAGUGAUGUCUCUGGUAGUAUGAGUGGUACACCAAUGGAAGUUUCAAUUGCACUCGGUAUCUUGAUUUCAUCAGUUGUCGCACCACCAUUCAAAGAUUUAGUUAUCACUUUCCAUGAAACACCAACUUUCCACAAGGUCACAGGUGAUUCUUUACGUGAUAAAGUUUCAAAUUUAGCUGCUGCUCCUUGGGGUGGUUCAACAAACUUUAACCGUGCUUUCGAGAUGAUCUUGGAAAAAGCCAAACAAAAUAAAUUGCCACAAGAAGAUAUGCCAAAGAAAUUAUUCGUAAUCUCUGAUAUGGCUUUUGAUACUGCCGAUGGAAAAUACUCAAAGAAAUCCAACCAUGAUGCUAUGAUUGAUCAAUACAAAGAUGCUGGUUACGUCCCACCACAACUCAUUUACUGGAAUGUAAAUGGUAACUCUCAAUGUGGUGUUACUGACUCUUCAAAAACUGAAGGUGUUGGUUUAAUCUCUGGUUUCUCACCAUCAAUCUUAAAAGCUGUCAUUGAAACUGGUGAAUCCUCUUCCAUCACUCCAAAGGAUUUAAUGGAAGCUGCAAUCAAUGAUAAAAGAUAUGCCGAUUUAGUUGUUUAA
This is a messenger RNA of Dictyostelium discoideum AX4, 1530 nucleotides long. RefSeq lists its product as hypothetical. The transcript has a single exon. The record is from RefSeq and is a predicted model, not a curated record. The coding region runs from base 1 to 1530 and encodes 509 amino acids. NCBI's taxonomy places the organism in Eukaryota, Evosea, Eumycetozoa, Dictyosteliales, Dictyosteliaceae.